AUGCAGCUAUCGUGCUUGCGGACUCCAGUCGACUGCCGCGCCGGCAGCUGCGUCAAAGCACAGGUGCGCUUCCACACCAGCGAGCAGAGUGACGGGUCGCAGAUGCUAACUGGAAGCUGCAACAAUGGAGACUACUUUGAGGAGGAGAUUGUGCCACAAUCCCCCCGGACCAUCCUCCCCCUGGCAAGGAUUGCGGCAAGGGGCGAGGGCUUCCUGUCCGGUGCAGAGUUGGCCGGCUUUGACGCUGCGCAGGUUGGCGCACAGAAGGCCGGUGAAGCAAAGACUUUGGCGGUGGAUGUCGCGCCCAUACCAGGAUAUGAUCCCUCGUCGAUUGCCGGCUGGCGUCUGCAUCCGCCAUCUUCGGACCAGGCCGAGGCAGAGCAGGCUGUGGCCUCGGACAGCCCCUUCCAUGCGGCAGAGGCUGUGGCCCUGGACGGGCCCGACCCCACCUUUGACUUUGUCUUUCCAGAGGAGCCCUUGCUGGGACGCCCACAGCACCGAAUGGUGCCAAAGCAUGUGGCUCCUGCAGGGCAGGUGCACGCGGGCGUGCAGACGCAGCCAGAGGAGGUCGAGCUCCACGAAAGCAGCAACCAGCGCUUUGCUCGUGAAGCAGUUUCCAGGAUUGGGCUGGUGCCGCUGACCAUUUGUGACGCUGGCGCGUGCCCAGAAUUCAGACUGCAACGAUGCCAAGUGGACUGUCCGUGUCCCCGGGAAACAUCCAUGCAUGCGAAUCAUAGCUUGCCGACGGCUUCCAGGACUGCCAGCCCCCGAUCUGCCGCAGAGCGCCAGGGCGAGGAUUUCGCCGAGCCUCCGCCGAAGGCGGAGGCUAAAGAGUUCCAAGCCACAGUCGAGACACGGCCGCAGGACUCUCAGCAAGCGGACCCGAAGCAAGCGAAAGCGUCUGGCCAUCCUGGAGCGAAGCAGGAGGAGGAAGAGGAUGAGAGACGAGAGCCCUCCUCCAAUGUCGAGUCCAGUGCUGGCCCUUCGCAGGCACGGGGCCAGAAGGAGAAGGCCGCGGCGGGCCCUUCAUCCAAGCAUCUGCAGCCGCCAACGAAGGCGAGGCGUCCUCCAUCAGCAACACCGAAAGCAGAGGGCCCAGGCAGCGCGGGCCCUCGGAGCAUGUCGGAGGACGGAGCCUGCGAGGAGCGCGCGGAGGCCGCGGACCGUGCAGAGGAAUUGGAGCCGGCAAGGGGCCGACGAGCCAGUGCCUCCAGUGCCGUGUCGCAGACGAGCACACUCUGCAGUGGGCGGCGUGCAGACAGCAUCGCCGGCUCUAUGACUCUCUCGGUGUCUACUAGAGGUCGCCGAAGAUCUGUGUUGAAUCCUGGAGCCGUCAUCCAGGACUUGGAGGCUUCAGAGGAGUAUGAGUACGCGCGGCUCUUCCGUAUUUUGUUGGAGAUUCAGCGGAGUGGCGACCCCGCUUCGAAUUGCUGCCUGAGAGAUUUUCUCGCGGAAAACUGUGAAGUCACUGACCUGGUGCUCGAUGCCUUGCCUUUCCUUCAACAGGUUGAAGGAGGGGAGAUUGUGCUGCCUGCGAGCGGGGACGUGCGAACAGAUCCGACCUUCCGAGAGUUCCUCCACACGAUGAGGGAGAGGUGUGUCUCCAAUGCAACUCUUUUAAGGAUCUUCACGAAGCUGAGCCAGCGCGGCUCGGCACCGGUAGAGGCCUGUCGUGCUGAAGCCCAGAGGUUUUGCCUCGACCGCUUCGAUGCGAACCUUCGUCAGAGCGAAUGGGAGCAGAUGCUCCAAGCUGCCUUCAACGGUGCUGGCGAGGAGCUGACCCCAGGCCAGUGGAUGCACAGCUGUCGAUGGGCGUUGCAGAUUCCAUGGUCCCGUGUGCGACAGGCCGGGGGUGGCUCCAAGCGGCUCAUGACUGCCGUGGUCGACAGCUUCACGAAGGCGCUUUCCGACGUGGCGGCACAGUGCAUGGCUCCUGAGGAUGUGUCGGGUGGCUUAGAAAACUUCUGUCGGCGUGUCAUCGUGCCCCUCAACGGAGUGCUUCUCAGAAGCCGAAGUGAGGAGCUGGUGUCAGCGCUUGACCUCCUUGACAAGCCAGAGGUGAAGAGGUUGAUGACCGACUGCAGCACUGGUUUGAACAAGCUCUUCUCCUGCUAUGCCACGGAGCCCACGGCGCGGAGGCCACAUUGGAAUUCCGACUCUGUGACGAGGUUCGCCAUAGACUUCGACUUCCUUGCCGAGGUUAGCAACCUCCCCUUGCAGCGCAUGUUCCAGGAUGCCUGCCAGCACACGGCAAGCAACUUUCGAGCUGCCGAGGAGAAGAUGUUGGUGGAAGGCUUCCCGCUCUUCCUCCUCAUGUUAGCAAACAAGACCCACACGAGCCAGGUUUGCAACGCUCCCGAGGAGAGAGUUCCGAUUCUCUUCCAGCGCAUCAACGCGAUUGCUUGCACGGCCACACAGGCCCCACGCUUCGGUUUGGCCAAGGAGCAGCUGCUGCCCCUGUCUCGGGAGAUGCCAGGCCCGCGGCGGAGCUUCUCCGCUACGCCGGGUCGCUCGGACAGGCUGGAAGGCAGCCGACGGGCAGAGGAGUCUGGCUUGUCCUGGGACGAACUCCUGGGCCCUGAGAGCUUCGAGUCCUUCUGA
Molecule: messenger RNA, 2601 nt
Organism: Symbiodinium sp. CCMP2592
Lineage: Eukaryota; Dinophyceae; Suessiales; Symbiodiniaceae
Source: the annotation of a GenBank genome assembly